UGAGGUUAGGGGUUAGGAGGUCAUUCUUCCUCUAGUGUUCGAGUGUGAUAAGAAGAGGCCGUGUUUUUCAUCGUUGGCAAAUUUGCUGAAGUUAGGUUUCCGGUCGAUCAGCUGAUCAAACUCAGUAAUUGCAAUAUAGUUCCUAAAUUUAAUGAAAUAUUCGUAGGUGUAACGCUACAAAAUCACGUUUUCACGCCCUUGAAAGUCGAGUUGAAGCGUUGGCAAUCUCGAUCGUUCGGUUUUUCGUCGUGUUUCAAAUCAGUUGUGAGUUGACUGGCAACUCAGAUCGUCGGCUCCUGAUGAUCGGAUCAUCUAACCUCAAGUAGUCAAAAUGUCAGUUCCUGAAUCCAAAAUAAUAUCAGCCAUCGAGCAUUACCAGAAAAGCAUCCGCAAACAUGAGCAUAACAAAGAGAAAUUGUUGUAUUACUUGGGCAAACUUGCAAAAUUUCCGAUGACUGUUUCCAUCCUACAGAAAACCAUGGUUGGACUGCAGAUAAACGCUCUACGAAAAUAUGAUGGUGAUGUUGGAAAUGCUGCUAAAGUUCUAGUCACAAAAUGGAAAGAUGUUGUUCGGAAGGAAAGUGAAGGGGACUACUCUGAUGAAGAAGGUGAGGAGGAAAAAGAAGACACAGGUAAUCGCAAUAAUCACUCAGAUGAUAGUGGCGUUGACAACGAUGUUGAGGAUGGAGAUAGGGACUCAGACGAAAAGUCAGCUGAUCAAUUUUUGGACACCAAACCAGCCAAUGACAAAAAUGAUGCAAAAAAUUGCAAAAGGCUGAAAGAAGAAAACAGACACUCAUCAAGUCAUAAGAGUAAACACAGUGACAAACAUAAAAAUCAUGAUUCUGUGAGAUCAAGCCGAGACAGCUCCUCCAAAAAGUCAAGUCACGAUUCGAGAAAAUCUCGACAAGAAAGCAACUCCAGCCGUGACUCUGAUCACAAAAAGUCAAAGCAUGAGAACAAGAAGAGGAAAUAUUCAAGUGAAUCUCAGUCUGAUUUGGACCAAAACGACUCUGACUCAUCUCAGUCAACAAGGAGCAGCAAAAAGCGUAAGAUAGAAUCCUCUGGUGACGGUUCCGAAUCGGAUUCUAGCACUAGUGAUUCGGACAAUAAAAAGUCUAGAGAUAAGCGAGAAAAAAAUAAUUCUGCCCACCAUCAUCACUCUUCUAAACAUAGAGACUCCUCGCAUAAGAAGACUGAUGAAAAAAAAGUGUCAAAGAGCACAACUAAAACUAGUCAUAGCAGUGAACGACGGAAAGAGAAAGAAAGUGACAGAUCUUCCAAGAAGGACAAACCAUCUAAAGAAAUCCAUGAGCAUCACAAAAGUAAGUCAGUAAAGACAGAAGUAAAGGUUAAAUUAGAAAAGGAUGACUCCAAGACCUCCAGAAGUGAAAAGGAAUCGUCCAAAUCUCAAACCCCUGUGAAAGUGAAACAAGAAAAGGAUUCCAUGGCAGUAAACAGUUUUGAGGCAGCUUUGAUGGGAUUCUCAUCCCCAACAGAGCAACCUAAAAUAAAAGUGAAAUCGAAAUCGUCGUCGUCUAGCAAAAGUGGGUCUUCAUCUUCAGAGAAGAAAGGUUCUCAUUCCUCAGAGUCCAAACCUUCAAAAGUUUUAAGCUCACCUUCUGCAUCUCUUGCCGAGGUAGAUCUGUUUCCUGAGGUUAAAUCUGACUUAGAUAUAGACAUUACAUCAUCCUUACCGGAAUUAGCAGAUGUCUAUAGGCCUUUGCCACAUUUGGAGAACAAGCGAGAAAGACCAAAACUCAUGUCAGAGGAUGAAGCUUUAGCCUCUAUUAUGACAACAAAGAAUCAAAGGACCAAAGUUUACUCUGGUAAUAAGGCAUCGUACACGAAGGUCCCUUCAUUAUUCGAGCUGUGCACCCGAGUUUUAAUCGAUAAUAUUGACCUGUUGGAAUAUACCGGUGGAGUUCCUUAUGACAUCUUAAAACCAAUAAUAGAGAGGGCAUCGCCUGAGCAACUAUUUACUCUUGAGUUCCACAAUGAUUAUUUGAAGGUCGAUACUGAUGUUCAUUGGAAGUUCCACUGUCAGAGGGAUUUCCGCGACAAAACUAGGAAGGAGGAUGAAACAUGGCGUGAUUUUUAUGUCCGCUGCAUGGAAGAACGGCAACAGAAGUUAGAAAGGCUAACGAAUAAUAUUACCCGAUCCAUUGCUGAAUCAGCGCCUGUCAGGAAAACUAAAUUAGCAUAUCUCGAUACAGCUGUCAAACCACCUAGAAAUGUAAUGCGGAAACAGGCUAAGCAUGGAACUGGCUCUGGCAGUGCACCAUCAUCCUCCAAACAUGACAUCAUCGCUAAGGCUGUGAAAGGCGAAGGUUCCAGUAGCAAAUCAAGUGAGGCGCCUGUCAAAGUCUCAUCUCCAUCCAUGCAAAGAGCUGCAAAUUAUGUAAAUAAUCUAAUUAAAAAGAAGAAAGCACCACUGAUGCAGAAAACACUACAGUUCAUCAAAGGAAAUCGUUUUAAGCGGUAAUCUCUGAAAGAAAACUAUUAGAUUAUUUUAAGUCAUGGAUCAUCACUUUUGUCAUGUUGUGGACUUACAGUGCCUCUAGUGGCUUCUCAUCGGUCAUUGAGGCAGCGGUAAAUGUACUUUGUAAGUAUAAUUUUUUAAGUCGCAAGAGAUUGCCAACUAAUUGGAUCUAAAAUGAAUCAAUGUCUCAUGUAUGUUGAUUAUAUUAAUGAUCCCAAAGACAUUGAAUCACGUAGACCGUGCGUCCGGCUCGGUUUAGUACGGGCGGAGCGAAGCAAGUUUCUCGGAGCCCCAUGAUGGGCGGGCGGGGAAGGGGAGAGAGCUUGUGUCCCAAGCACUCGAAGAGACUGCAGUGAGGCAAUGGAGAAUCCAUUCCUGCGCUCGGUUUUUCACGAAUAUUUCGUUUAGAGUCCAUUUUCAGACAAAAUUCUUAGGAAAAAAAGUUUUAAACAUGUAAUUUUACAAUUGAAUAGCAAUAUUUCAUUUUUCCGAACUAUUUAUCAACCAAGAAAAAAAGCCUCACAAUCCAACAAAAAUUCACUGGAGCCGCCAUUGCGCAUGCGCAGAUGUGCGCAACUGGGACACACGAACUCAUCGAUGUGGAUCGGUGCCACCACUCAUCGGCAUGUGAAUUUUUAAAAGUUGUCUCGCCUUCCGUAACACGGGAUGCACGGUCUACGUGAUUCAAUGUUUUUGAAUGAUCCACAUGUACAGGUCGUUUGAGUCCUUUAAAUUUUGUCUUUUUCACUGCAAGAUGUUACCUGAAGUCUUUUUUAUUAAGAUCAGGACUUUGUGGAACGUAGUAAAUUUCCACAUGAGAACAUAAAUGUGCAAAUCUUAGUGUUUCGGAACCAUGGUUCACAUGGUUGCAUCUUAAUUAAAUUGUCUGAUUUGGAAGGGGCACCAGUAGUUAAUCUACCCAUUAAAAAGUCAAUUGGCCGCCCCUUUACAAGAAUUUCAAAUUUUUUAGUUCAGGAGAAUGCUUUUAACCAAAAAAUGUAAAGUAUCAGGUUAUUUCAAAAUUUGCAGAAAAUUUGUGUAUAACAAGUCCCAAUAUAUUUCAGAAUCUGAAACAAGAUGUCUAACAAGUAGUGUGAUUGAAAUGUGAAAAUUGGAGGGAACCCAAACUCAAUUUUUCACUCGAACCACAUUUUGCUACAAGGAACUAAUAUUCGAGGCUCAUUUUAGAAACAACAUAAUUACAUAUGUGCUAUCAAACUUCCUAUGCAGAUAGGUGAUUUUAUGGAAAUUAGUUGCUAAUGGCAAACUGUAGUCCAAUCAUCACAUUCUCUUCGCAAACUGCAUAAAUAAACGUAUCUACCAACCAACCAUACAUACUUUAAAAGUUCUUGGGGUGUCUGGUUUGAUGUCAAGUGAAGAAGUCAUAGAAUGUGGAGUAUGUACCAAACUAAAUCGUAAUCGGUUCAUUAAUGAUGAUUCUAAUGCCACAAGUUUUUUUAUCCUUUCACUCCCCUUCAGUUUUUUUCCCUUAUCUCUUUUUUUUACAAUUACAGACUUAUCCUAAGUUGAAAAAUUUUUUCCCAGACCCCUGCAGAUUGCAAAUAACUGGAUAUCUGUCGUUUUGGCCUUGACUUGUUUUUAGCUUCUUUUUUGAUAAUCGUCUUAGAUAAGAAGAUAAGAGUCUCCCUGAUUGCUUCUAGGCCGACAGAAUUGGAAGUAUUCGAGUAGUUUGCUCUUGAUAGUGUGAAAAUAGGUUAUUAUAAUCAAGUGAUUUUUAUUCAAGGCUGUGUAAACCUUCAAAAGGUUUGAACUGGACUGCUGAUCUUGAUUUAUUGCAAAAUUGAGAUUUCGGUGUCAGAAAUUCCAAAAUUUUUAAUGCUAUUCUUUACAGUACGAUAGACACUUGCAGUUUUGAGCGAGUGCUUGUGAUUUUUUACGAGCUUUUGCGGUUUGGCAGCUGUUUGCAUGCCAUCGCAGUUAUUGCGGUCAGAUUUUUUUAUCUUUCAGGUACGUGUGAGCUCCUCUGGAUUUUUUUUGGUCUUUUGUUGGUAAUUAUAGAUUUUUAAGGGCUUUAUGUUAAUUUUUACCAAAGUUCUUCAGAUACUUUUGAAGAGAAUAGAACAAAAUGGAUUAAAACAAGACAGAACAUGUCAAAACGGCACUCUGGCGAAAAUUGGCGGUUUUUUUGGUUGUUUUUUUAGUGCAUUUUGCUAUCUUGCAGAUGCAAACCAUUACUUGAAUCAAUAUAUUCCAGUGUCAAAAGUAUCAGUUUCAUAUGUAUGGAACUUGAAUUUAUGACAAGACAAGGGUUAUUCACCCUGGUUUUCAUCACCAUUAAAUACCAUAAAUGUAUUCAGCAAACCCUGCUUUUGCGGUCUAUAACAAUGCCUCGCCAAGUGUCUUAGGAGAGAAGAGAAUAACUGCCCCCCUUUCAGAAACCUUCUCUGCUUUGAACAGUAGCUGAUCUUUUCUGCACAUAGGUACACCGUGUGGAAAGUGUUUCACAUAAAAAAAGAAAGUAAAUUAUGGCAUUUUUGCCAUAACCUGCCGCUUAUUGGCCAAAUCUAAAAUUUUACAGUUUGUGACCCUACAUGCAAUAUACAGUUUGUCCCAACAAAUGUUUCUUCAUGAUUUACUGCUCAACCUUACAAUAUGACUGUCUGCUCAACCUUCUACAUUUCUCUCCAAUAUCCUCCCUCUCCCAUGUACAACAAUUGUUUUCACCUCCCCCCUCCCCCAUGGUUAUUAUUUUGAAUCAUUGUGUAAAUCAUGAUCUGGCAGGUAUAAAAAGGAAGGUUAGAAUCAUUUUGAUGUAAUUAACAAUUAUCCAUUUUCAUAUUUUCAUGAAUCCUGCCCCCUGAAAGAAGUAUUCGUUUAACACCGCUGUACGAGAUAGUGCUGGAUGAGCACUACUUUGUCCUCUAAUAGAAUGAAGGAUCUUCUCCUAAACUAUUAAGGGCAUAUCCACAAGCAAAUUUCCCAGAAUCGAAUGGUUGAUCAUAAUUAAUUAAUUUUCAGAUCUACUCUCUAACCUACCAUACUUUUAAACAAUGAAAGCUGCAUGAAGUUGACAUGCACAAGAAAAUUUUGUCUGCUUUUCUAUUAACCUUGUUUGUCUUAUAUUUUCUCUGUCAUAAAUGGGUUGAGAAAAUAAGAGGUGCUUAUUUCCAAAGAAUGGUUCCUCGUACGAAAGUCAUCCAGACUUGCACCAAAACUGCAUCACACAGUUUUAAGGGAAAAUUUUUGUCAUUCUCUAAUUGUACAAUAUGAUAAGAUAUUUAUUCGAUACAUUUUUAUUUUUUUUAUGUCUUUGUUAAUGCGUUCAGCCUUUUUCUGUUGAUUUUAAUCAUAAAAUUUGAGUCAGUGUCACUCAAUUUAUGCGUUUCGUUUCUCAAAUGUUUAGCACUUUAAAUGUCCUUAUAGCCCUGUAAUUCCAAAGUAAAUCAAUGGACAGAGCUCUAUAUUUUUCAACUGACAUGAAUGUUUUUACACACAGCAACAACACUGGAGAUUACUGAAACAUUAGUAGCAUGACUUCUCCAAAAUACCAGUUAAAUACCUUUUUGUUCUUAAACUUUUUUUCUUUUUCAAAUGACUCAGAAGAAUAAAAAGACAUUACAUUUUGUUUCUGAAAAACCUUCCAAAUAACUGCCAGAAAGAUGGAAAUAAUUUUUUUACCUUACUUUUGUUCUCUGUAGGAAAAGAAUAUCUUAUAUUUCCUCCCUACUUCAUGUGGAAAAUUCCUAAUAGUAAUGCCUUGAAUCAGCCACAAACGUCACAUUUCAGAACAUAUUGGAAAGACUUGGGCAUCCUUACUUUUUCAUAGCUUGAGGCCCUGGCAUACCAAAGAGCAAGAACAUAGGGUGACACUGAACCAAAUUACUAAGAUUUUGGCUGAACAUUCUGUACAGUUUUGAAGAAGUAUCUUGAUAGAAAGUUUGUGAAAGAUGUUGAAGAAUGUUUAAAAACCGUUAGAAACUUAAUUUGUGCUAAAUCUUGACAUUUAAUGAAGUCAGUCAUAUCUUCCUCAAAACUGGAUAGAACUUGGGGUAUGAAUGUCUGAAGGGCUCUCUAAAAAUAUGUAAACAAGUUUUGAGAUUUUUAAUGAGAGAAUGAUACAUAAGAGUGCCGGCCUUUGACGAUAGUUUAAUCUGUGUUGAAUUCUCUAGAGGGUAUUGAUUCGAAUGACAUGUCCAGGCGGAAAAUCAAAACCUUAACUAAUCGACAAUUCUUAAAAAAUUCCAGUAUCAAUUCGACCGACAUGAAUUGAUCCAAAAAUAAAAACGUGAACUGAUCUCAAGUGACAUGAUCAACAACCAUGAAUCAAUCGUCAAACUCAUAAAUAAAUCAAUUUUAUUUAUUGUUUCACAUUUUUGUUUUCUGAUCAAUGCAUGUCAAGCAAAUCCGCACCCUCCAAUUUUCUAGGAUUAGACAUCUUAUUCAUGAGCUAUUUCCUUUCAGCUCGACAAUAUUCUUGAAGAAAGCAAGAGAAAAUGACUCACUGGAAGUCACAUUUUCUUGCGUAUUCCUCAAAAAAACUUAGAGAAAAUCUCACCGGAUCUCUAAGGCAUAUUAGGAAGUAAUAAAACCUAGUAGAAUUUCUAUUGUGGAUGUUUGUUGCAAGAAAAAUUCUGAAACUUCUCUAGUUUCAAAAAAAGACUGAGAAAGUAAAUGAGGCAGAGCCAGAAAAAACUUGUGUUCAGUCAGCAUUUAAUGGAGGUAUUCAUGAAUAGUUGAAAAUGUUGAUCAAUCAGUGAGAGAAAUUGAAUGGUUUGCCUAGAAACCCACCCAACUUUUUCGCAACAUUUCAGUACUUUUUUUUUUUUUUAAAUUUUUUUUUUAUUAACAUCUUAAUUUUCGAAGAGAAUAUGUAUCAGCCAACAAGGUCAUAACAUUUUUUAAUUGAGCAAGAAAAAGCAUGGCUAAAAGUGAAAAUAGCUCUACUAGACACUCAGAGAGUACUCCAUGAAAUGAUUAUGAUGACAAGCAGGAACUCUUUCAAUACAAACUUUAGAAAUCAUCAUGAGAUGAUACUGUGCACUUUUAUGAUAGGCAAUCGAAAUUCUAUAAUUUAAGCCCAAUAUUUGUGGACAUACAUAUGAUUGAGCUUUACCACGUCAGUAACAAUAGUGUGUGACGUAACGAAUUAACAAAGUUAUCUAACUUAUUUCAAUUGUUUUUGCCAUUGCAUUAAAAGGUAGGCAUGGUGGAAACUCUAAGAGAUCAUGGUUUUCAUGUUUCUUGCAUUAACUAUCUGCUCGAAUCUUCAUUUUUCCAACAACUUGGAAAGCUGUGGUUAUUUUAAAUGGUUCUCAGUCUACAGAAUUGUUGUAUUGCCUUGUUUUUGAGUUGUCAAGUACUAAUCAUGGAAAUCAACUUUUGAACAAGCUCCAUUUAUUUUCCUUCACGCCAAUUUUUCAGAACUUUGAGUGUUAAAGUGAUGUAAAGCUUUAUCUCUAUACAUUCAUAGAUAGCCACAAACUUCUUCUCCCCUUCUUUUUAUUUUUAAGUCCGUUACUUUCUUUACCCUAACGAUCAGUUUUAUUCACAUUUUCUCCAUUACUGCAUUAUAAUAUGGGAAAAUGCUAUAUUCCAUACGAUUGUCCCUUAAAAGGCAAUCUGAUUUCUGUUCUUAUCUCGUAGUGCUCAAAAAAAUAUUCAAGGGAGUCUACAAGUCUCUCUUACUUAGCAAUGGUUUUUAAAUUUGUGAUUUUUUAUGUUUCUUCCGUUUUAAAGAAAUCUGUGGCAAUGAGCGAUGAAAACUGACAUUAUUAUAUGCAGGAAAAAACUUUUCAGAUUCAACUUUAUCGUAAUUAGACGACCAUGAAACUCUGAUGUAUAUCUGCUGUGUCCUUAUCAGGAUUGAUUUAGAUAAUUUUAUUUGAUUUUAUUGUUAAUCAAGACAUGUUGUAAAUGUUUUAGUAUAAUUUCAACUAUUUUACCAUCUUUCCUCCCUGAUUUUUAUUUUUAUCACAUGAUGAAAUAUAUUCUUCUCGAAUAAU
Bemisia tabaci is the source of this 8445-nucleotide messenger RNA. RefSeq names its product transcription elongation factor elongin A (gene EloA). The record is from RefSeq and is a predicted model, not a curated record. Gene Ontology annotation, cellular component: nucleus; elongin complex. Gene Ontology annotation, biological process: transcription elongation by RNA polymerase II. Lineage: Eukaryota; Metazoa; Arthropoda; Insecta; Hemiptera; Aleyrodidae.